Messenger RNA from Pteronotus mesoamericanus, 10563 nucleotides. RefSeq names its product SET binding protein 1 (gene SETBP1). The transcript is spliced from 7 exons. Lineage: Eukaryota; Metazoa; Chordata; Mammalia; Chiroptera; Mormoopidae. The record is from RefSeq and is a predicted model, not a curated record. The coding region runs from base 936 to 5852 and encodes 1638 amino acids. Gene Ontology annotation, molecular function: DNA binding; histone H3K4 methyltransferase activity. Gene Ontology annotation, biological process: regulation of DNA-templated transcription. Gene Ontology annotation, cellular component: nucleoplasm.
GGGAGAGGGCGCGGGAGGCAGGCACACGGGGCCCGACCCCACUCCAGCGCUCGCCGGGGACGCGGGCAGGCGGCGAAGGGACGCGUCGGGGGCGCGGGGCGGGCGCGGCCAUGGAGCGGCGGCGGAGGCAGCACUAGCGACAGCGGGCGGACCAGCGAGCGGGCGGCAGGGCAGCUCUGCACGGCGGACCGAACUGCACAGCUCAGCAAAAGCGCCCUCGCCCUCCGCGCGCCGCCUCCUGCGAGCCCAAACGCGGCAACAUUUUUUAAAGCUCCAAUCCAGCCUUUGAAGAAAAGGGAAAAAAAAUAAUAGCAUUGAUCGGAGAGACGGGAAUAUACAUACAUAUAAUUUUUUUUUUUUUUGGUUUCUGCUAAAAUUAGCCAGCUCGCCGCGCGCCCGUGUGCAAGUGUGUGUGAGUGUGUGCGUGCGGGCGUGUGUGUGUGUGAAUGUGAUUACUCCAGGACUCCUCGGGCUCCGGAGACGCCAUUUUCCCCCUUGAUAUCUCUCUCCAUAAAUCGGUGGCGCGGCGGAGGCGGCCGCGCCGGGCGGGAAGCGCGGGGCCGGCCGGGGCGCCCGCCGCCGCCUCCGCGCGCCCGGGGGCCCCCGCGCCCCCUGAGCGAGGGCGGCACGCCCGCGGCUCGCCGUUUGACAGAUGCUCAUCGCCAUGGAGUUACCGCAGCAGCACCUUUGGGGGCUCGGGCGAGCGACCGGAGCUGGGAUCUGAGCGAGCGCCGGAGCCAGCGGAGCCGGAGCCGCCGGGACAUGGUUGCAGAUCUGAUCUCUUCUGAACACCUCGCCGUGUCGCCAUCCUUGGGACUCUGAACCCAGCAGCUGGACCACUUUGUCCUUGGAAUUUUGGGUGUCCUCUCUUCUCACCUUCCCUUUCCCCUUUUCCCUUCCCCCUCCUGAGAACUCCUGAAGACUGUAGGAUUGUCAUGGAGUCCAGGGAAAUCUUAAGCAGCUCCCGGCAAAGGGGGAGCGAGUCGGAUUUCCUGCCUGUCUCCUCCGCCAAGACCCCGACUGGUCCCGGCUGUGCAGGAGAACCUUUGCUCUCUGCUCCAGGAACUGGGAAGGGGAUCCCCGUGGCGGGAGAACGCAUGGAGCCAGAGGAAGAGGAUGAACUGGGCUCAGGGCGGGAUGUGGAUUCCAACUCCAAUGCAGACAGUGAGAAGUGGGUAGCAGGAGAUGGCCUGGAAGAACAGGAGUUUUCUAUCAAGGAGGCAAACUUCACGGAGGGGAGUCUGAAGCUGAAGAUUCAGACCACAAAGCGGGCUAAGAAACCGCCAAAGAAUCUGGAGAACUAUAUAUGCCCACCUGAGAUCAAGAUCACCAUCAAGCAGUCUGGGGACCAGAAGGUGUCUCGUGCUGGGAAAAAUAGCAAAGCCACGAAAGAGGAGGAAAGAAGCCACUCCAAAAAGAAGCUCCUCGCAGCCAGUGACCUUGCAGCCAGCGACCUCAAAGGAUUUCAGCCACAGGCUUACGAGCGGCCGCAGAAACACUCAGCUCUCCAUUAUGACCCAGGCCUCCCGCAAGACUUCACCGGUGACACCUUAAAACCAAAGCACCAGCAAAAAAGCAGCAGCCAGAACCACAUGGACUGGUCCACCAACUCUGACAGUGGACCUGCCACUCAGAAUUGCUUCAUCAGUCCAGAAUCUGGCAGAGAAACUGCAAGCACCAGCAAGAUCCCAGCUCUUGAGCCCGUGGCUUCCUUUGCAAAGGCCCAGGGUAAGAAAGGCAGUGCAGGGAGCACAUGGAGUCAGUUGUCCAACAGUAGCAAAGAUCUGCUUUUGGGAGGUGUGGUUCCAUCCCCAAGCAGCCACAGCUCACCAGCCCCUCCCAGUAGCUCUGCCGAGUGCAAUGGGCUUCAGCCCUUGGUGGAUCAAGAUGGGGGAGGAGCAAAGGAGCCCCCAGAACCACCUACUAUAAGCAGCAAGAAAAAGUCCAGUAAAAAAGAUGUGAUAAGUCAAACCAUACCAAACCCAGACCUGGACUGGGUCAAGAAUGCCCAGAAAGCAUUUGACAAUACCGAAGGGAAAAGGGAAGGCUACGCUGCAGAUCAUGCCCAAGAGGCAUCACCAGCCAGGCAGAAUGUGAGUUCCGUCAGUAAUCCUGAAAAUGACCCAAGUCAUGUCCGGAUUACUAUCCCUAUCAAGGCACCCUGUCUAGAUCCAACCAGCCAUAAAAGGAAAAAGAGACAGUCCAUCAAAGCAGUGGUAGAAAAGAUCUUGCCAGAGAAAGCCCUGGCUUCUGGAAUCACUAUGAGCAGUGAAGUAGUUAACAGGAUACUUUCCAAUCCUGAUGGAAAUAAGAAAGAUCCCCGUGUCCCGAAGUUGGGUAAAAUAAUAGAGAACGAGUCCCCCUCCAUUGGCCUUGAAACUGGUGGAAAUGCUGAGAAAGUUGUCCCAGGGGGUGUGUCCAAGCAGCGGAAGCCAACCAUGGUCAUGACGCCUCCAACGUGCACAGAUCACUCUCCAUCGAGAAAGCUGCCAGAUAUCCAGCAUCCAAAAUUUGCUGCAAAACGGAGGUGGACAUGCAGCAAACCCAAACCCACCAGUAUGCUUCGGGAGGCAGUCAUGGCCACCUCUGAUAAACUGAUGGUGGAGCCACCGUCUGCUUAUCCCAUCACUCCAUCCAGCCCUCUGUACACCAACACAGACAGUCUUACUGUGAUCACGCCGGUCAAAAAGAAGCGGGGACGACCAAAGAAGCAGCCUUUGCUCACGGUUGAGACAAUUCAUGAGGGGACUUCCACCAGUCCGGUCAGUCCCAUCAGCCGGGAGUUUCCUGGCACCAAGAAAAGAAAGAGACGACGCAGUUUAGCUAAGUUGGCCCAACUUGUGCCAGGAGAGGACAAACCCAUGAGCGAGAUGAAAUUUCACAAAAAAGUUGGAAAGCUUGGGGUGUUGGAUAAGAAGACCAUCAAAACUAUCAAUAAGAUGAAAACACUCAAGAGGAAAAAUAUCUUGAACCAGAUCUUGUCCUGCUCCAGCAACAUUGCUCUGAAGGCUAAGGCUCCCCCGGAGACCAGCCCUGGGGCAGCAGCUAUUGAGAGCAAACUGGGCAAGCAGAUUAACGUCAGCAAGAGGGGAACCAUCUACAUUGGCAAGAAGAGGGGCAGGAAGCCAAGAGCAGAGCUGCCACCCCCGUCCGAAGAACCCAAAACAGCCAUCAAGCACCCAAGGCCUGUUUCUAGCCAGCCGGAUGUUCCAGCCGUGCCUUCCAACUUUCAGUCACUUGUGGCGUCUUCACCAGCAACUAUGCACCCACUUUCAACACAGUUAGGUGGGUCAAAUGGCAACCUGAGCCCCGCCAGCACUGAAACCAGUUUUUCAGAGUUGAAAACUAUGCCAAAUCUCCAGCCCAUCAGUGCUCUUCCAACCAAAACCCAAAAGGGAAUACAUAGCGGAACCUGGAAGCUGUCUCCACCCAGGCUGAUGGCCAACUCACCUUCACACCUUUGUGAGAUUGGGUCACUCAAGGAGAUAACGCUGUCACCUGUGAGCGAGUCGCACAGUGAGGAGACGAUCCCAAGCGACAGUGGCAUUGGGACAGACAACAACAGCACGUCUGACCAAGCAGAGAAGAGUUCAGAAUCCCGACGGAGGUACUCUUUUGAUUUCUGCUCCCUGGACAACCCGGAGGCCAUCCCGUCCGACACCAGCACAAAGAACCGGCAUGGCCACCGGCAGAAGCAUCUCAUUGUGGACAACUUUCUGGCCCACGAAAGCCUCAAGAAGCCAAAGCACAAGAGAAAACGGAAAAGCCUGCAAAACCGUGAUGAUCUCCAGUUUCUGGCAGACCUGGAAGAGCUCAUCACCAAGUUCCAGGUGUUCAGGAUCUCCCACCGGAGUUAUACGUUUUACCAUGAGAAUCCAUAUCCCAGCAUUUUUCGGAUUAAUUUUGAUCACUAUUACCCGGUGCCAUAUAUCCAGUAUGACCCGUUGCUCUAUCUUCGUAGGACUUCAGACUUGAAGUCAAAGAAGAAGCGUGGUAGGCCUGCAAAAACCAAUGACACCAUGACAAAGGUGCCUUUUUUACAAGGGUUCAGCUACCCUAUUCCCAGUGGAAGUUACUAUGCACCCUAUGGAAUGCCUUACACAUCAAUGCCUAUGAUGAACCUUGGUUAUUACAGUCAGUACCCAGCUCCUUUGUACCUAUCGCACACGCUCGGAGCAGCUUCCCCAUUCAUGAGGCCAACAGUGCCGCCACCUCAGUUCCACACGAGCUCCCACAUGAAGAUGUCCGGUACAGCAAAGCAUAAAGCAAAGCAUGGAGUGCACCUCCAGGGACCUGUGGGCAUGGGCCUUGGUGACAUGCAGCCAUCCCUGAAUCCUCCCAAGGUCGGCAGUGCCAGUCUGUCCAGCGGUCGGCUCCACAAGAGGAAACACAAACACAAGCAUAAGCACAAGGAAGACCGGAUCCUGGGGACCCACGACAACCUGAGUGGUCUCUUUGCAGGCAAAGCCACAGGCUUCUCCAGCCACAUCCUGAGCGAGCGGCUAAGUAGCGCGGACAAAGAGCUCCCACUGUUGAGUGAGAAGAACAAGCAUAAGGAGAAGCAGAAGCACCAGCACAGUGAAGCCAGCCACAAAGCUUCUAAGAACAACUUUGAGGUGGACACCCUGUCUACGCUGUCCCUUUCUGAUGCCCAGCAUUGGACGCAGGCCAAGGACAAAGGUGACUUGAGCAGUGAGCCUGUGGACUCAUGCACAAAGAGGUACUCUGGCAGUGUUGGGGAUGGUAGCAGCACAAGACCAGAGAGCCUGGACGUGUUCAGUGACAUGAACCCUUCAAAUGACAAGUGGGACAGUGACUUGAGUGGGAGUAAAAGGAGGAGCUAUGAAGGCUUUGGGACAUACAGGGAAAAGGACAUCCAAGCCUUCAAGAUGAACCGCAAGGAGAGAAGUUCUUAUGACUCCUCCAUAUCUCCAGGUGUAAAAUAUACAAGUUGGGUGAGGAAAAGGGGAGCACCAUUGAAAAGCACAAAAGCAAAAUGCCGAGGAAGCCAGCCUGCGGCGAGGAGCCGGCCUGGGGAGGCGGGGGAUGCCGCUGGGAUGGCAAGUCCCCACUUAAAAGUGGACCAGACGGCAACGCAUAGUAAGAACGAGGGCUCGUCGUCCACCAUGAUGACCAGGAAGAAGCCAGCUGCGGUGGACAGUGUUGCAAUCCCACCCACCCCGGUGUUGUCUCUCCUUGCUGCAUCUGCAGCGACCUCGGACGCAGCCAGCUCCUCCCUGAAGAAACGAUUCAAGAGGCGGGAGAUCGAAGCCAUCCAGUGCGAGGUGCGGAAGAUGUGCAGCUACACCAAGAUUCUGUCCACCAAGAAGAACCUGGACCACGUGAACAAGAUACUGAAGGCCAAGCGGCUGCAGAGACAAUCAAAGACAGGCAACAACUUCGUCAAGAAGAGGAGAGGACGUCCCCGAAAGCAGCCCACCCAGUUCGAUGAGGACUCCAGAGACCAAAUGCCGGUGCUGGAAAAAUGCAUCGACCUGCCCAGCAAAAAGGGUCAGAAGCCCAGCCUGAGCCCGCUUGUGCUGGAGCCCGCCGCCACAAGCCAAGACACGAUCAUGGCCACCAUCGAAGCGGUCAUCCACAUGGCCCGGGAGGCGCCGCCCCUGCCCCCGCCGCCUCCGCCGCCCCUCCCUCCCCCGCCACCCCCGCCCCCACCGCCACCCCCACCUCUGCCCAAGACCCCCAGAGGAGGCGGGAAGAGGAAACACAAACCGCAGCCUCCCGCUCAGCCCCAGCUGCCGCCACCCCCGCAGCAGCCCCUUCCCCAGGAAGAGGAGGUCAAGGCCAAAAGGCAGAGGAAAUCCCGAGGGAGUGAGAGCGAUGUCCUUCCCUAGGGUGGGUCUGGGCAUCUGAACCUGGGGCUGGGGGAACUGAGGCAUUGGAAGUGCAGUGAGCAGGGAUGGGGGGAAUCCCCCGCUACAGGGACACCCUUGCCCUUCUCUCCAGAAGCUGGGCAGGCAGAAUCGGGCCACAGGAUGGGGUUGAGCCAUCGGUUCUUGGGAAAACAAAGCGAGGGGGGCGCUUUCACAAGAAGUUUGUGCUUUGCAGCAGUUCCCAACCGAGCGGCACUUCAGUAUGGCUAGAUCCUUGACAGGCGAGCCAGCAGAAGACCCAUCAAGGAGGAGAAAGCUGGUGGUGCUCUCCGACAGCCACCCGACCUCCUGCAUCCAAGGUGCGCCCUUGAUGCCAUUGCAUUUGCUGGCCAGGAAAAUUGAAAGGGAAACACCCUCGAUUAGGAAACAUUCCAAGGGCAGAAAAGCUGCAGAUUUCUCAACUGGCUUUGUUGUUACCCACUUCCAUUUAAUUGGUUUUUAUUUCUUUUGGUUUUUCAAGCUCGGCUAGGCUUUGGGCACCAACAUUGUCUUCAGAUGACCUGAAUCUUUACAUUGACAAUACAGUUGCUCUAUUGGACUCGUCAUCAGAAGGUGGAAUUCUAGUGAUAGGCAACCUUAGACUUGCUUUCAUAUUCUUCUCUAUGCCUCCUCUAUCACACAUACACUGAUACUUAGCAUCGUCUGUUCCUCCUUUCCCUUUGCCCAUUAUGUACUUCCAUAUACCUUUUCAUUAGCUUACUUGCUGCCUUCUUUUCCUUGGUACACACCUAAAUAAUGUAAACCUUACCUAUGUUGUAAUGUUCACCCUUGGCACGCUGUCCCAAGGAACUUGGCUUUGAAUCCCACUCAUUGUGAAACAGUAUUGAUAGAGCCUUUUUAAUAAGUGAUUUAGAGCAGCCGAAGAUAUGUUGACCCAGGUGUCAACCAGGUUAUUUUUAUACUUAAAACAUAUCAUCAGAGAAUAGGCAGAAUAAGAUGGUUUUAGUACCCCACAGCAAAUGGAAUAACUGGCAAAUCACCAAAAACUGAAACUCCAGACCCACCAGAAAGACAAAUGUUUAGCAAAGCCUUGGUUAUGUGAUUUUUUUUUUCAUACAAAUAACUAUCCUAGGUCAUGGAAAAAAGGAAACAAAAAAAAAAUAGUAGAAGUCCAUUAUCUCUUGAUAAUUAUUUCUUAAAAGCAAAUGGGAGUAAGUGUUCUUAUCUGAAAAAACAAUGAAAAUGCCCAAGGGUAUCACCACUCCAAUUGUAUCAAGCCACCUUGGACAAACUAUCCAAAUUGUGGUUGCCUUAAUAAACUAAAACAUUUUUUGUACAUAAUGUAAUUAUAAAUCUAUCAGUCUGCAUGAAUGCAAACUGUGUGUGACAAAUCGUCUUUUAAAUGGUCAAUUUCAACUGUACAUUUCUCAUCCAAGUUGUACUCUAGUCAUUGGUUUAGUGUGGACAGAUAUUCCAUCUCUAUUAUCCAUUUCCACAGCCCAAGUAAGACAUGUUAAGAAGACUCAGAAUGAGUAUGAAGUCAUUCCCUUACCGUAGAUGUUUUCUAAAAGUCAGAUGUGGAAAUUUCAAAUGAAUAUUUUCAAUUUCCUCCCUCCCUCCUCCCCUUCCCUUCCCCCAAGACAUCAAACACCUGGCAUGGUAGAUUAUAAAAAGAGAGACACUGAGAGACAGAACUAAAUUUUCUAUUGGGGAUUAGAAUAUCUGGUUUGCCUCUAAAUUAAGUUUCUUUGCAGGAAGUUGGGACUGGCUGGAAAUUGUAUUAUCACUUCAGAACAUAACAUUAUUUCCUUAGAGAGAGAGAGAUGGAUUUUUGUUGGGAACGUAAAAGAAUAAAAGAGGGGGUGUCUAUGGGAGUGAAUUUUAAAAUUCCAAGUUAAUACGCUGACAAACAUCACUUUUCUGUCAUGGUACCAACAGUUGGCUGAAAUUACCCACAGAGUCAUCUGUUCUGCACGGUCACCAUGGACUUCACACCAUUUGCUGCCCACUAGGUCAGUCACACUUAAUCCUAGCAAUAUGUACGUUUAAAGGAAUGCGUUCUCCUGUACCUUAAUGCUUGUAUUGUAGAUACUCAAUUUGUGACCCUGGUUGACCUUUGGCAUUUUACACAGGUUGAACAGCAAAAUAAAACCAGCCACUUUCAAUUUGUUAUUCCCUAGCUAUGUCUGAGUGGUUCCAAAGUCACCGGAGAGGAAGUUUCGAAUUAGCCCCACUCACCCCACCAUUGCUAUGAAAGAGCAACCGUUUUUAUUCCAAUUAAGCCAUAAACAGGUUUCUGUCCUGUUGGAUUUUGAAAAUCAUUUCCUUCAUUCUUUCUUCUGUCCUCCUGCUGGCUUUAUAAUGUUUCCCAACCAAGUCUGCAAGCAGGCUAAGUCUUUCUGCAGGGGAGAAUAAGCUGACACUCUAAGCUUCUUAAAGAAGGGCCAAAGCUUAAUUGGCAUUAACCUCUAGUAGGUGAGAAAUUUCAAAUACCUUUGGAAUUUUCAAACCAAUGAAAAGUAUUCCAGGAGAGAUACAGCCGAGUUGCAACUUAUACAUAAAUUCAGUUCUUCAGUUGUCGUGUGAGUUCCGUGCAAAUCCUCUACAUUUUUGACCCUUAGACUAGAUUGGAAAACUGCAGAGGACCCAAACUAAGUCAUGCUAUACAGCUGUUUGGAGGUCUAGUCACCUGCACAGCUGACUCUCUCCACCACCCAGAUUCCCCCUCAGUAUUACACAUUACUUUUUUUUCUUUGCUUUCCAUCAAUAUCUCAUCCGUACACCAUUCCCUUAUGUUCUAACUACCCCCUUCCCAUUUGCCUCGCCUUUUCUCUCCUGGCUCAACACUGGGACAGUCUAGAUUCAUGUCUUUUUGGUUGGUUGGAAAACCCAGGUCUCCUAAUCUGGAUUGUUGAGAUCUAUAGCCACCCAACACCACCUUCCGUGGCUGUAUUUAGAGAAGAUGUUGCUUGGGAUGCCCAGGACUCCAUCAACAGCUUCAUGAAAUAUUUAAUAAUAAGAGAAAUCCCUUAGUUUUCUUUUCUCUCUUUCUUUUCUGGAAAACUUGCCUUCAGCAAGCAGGAGUAAACCUACUUGUAAUAUAAAGAGUCUGAUUAGGGGUAAGCAAAGAGUGAAAUCAAGAGAUAAAAACCUCCUUGAAGGUGAUGAUGGGUCUCUGAUCCACCUUCCUAGGUGGCUGGGGAGCCACUUGGUUUUCAACCCCUUAUCUCAAAUGAAAGUAACAGAAAUUUAACUUCCUCUAAUGGCGUGGCUCUGGCUGCAACCCACGAAAGACAGGUCAAAGGAAAAGAGAGCAUGUCAGGGGCUGGUUUGCAACUUGGCAGGACCAGGACUCAACAGCCACUGACAGCCCAGAGUAGGUGACUCAAGGCUGACAAAGGAUUAGCAUGUUAACUUGGCUGCUGUCUGGAGUGGGAGGCCAUCUUUGAUGGCGAUCAGAAUUUGUGUUCUACACGUUGCUGGGUAUAUAAAUAUGAUAAGCAAGAGGUGACAGAAUUAUAGUAUAAGGUGAUGUACUACAUGCAGAUCAUAAAAGAUUUGGUUUUAGGACUUAAGGAGAAAAUUCCACUCUUACAGCUUAUUACCCAACAAUAUUCAGAUAAUGAGCUUUUGGAGAAUAUUUUUUUCCCUACCACUAGGAAGAUUUACCUGGGAACUGUCUAAAGUCUAUACAUAGAUUUCCAAAGCCUUUAAAUGCCAACUGUAGCAUGGAGAGAGAGGGGGUGGCAGAAGCCGAAAUGCCUCAAAAGCCAUUUAAGUGUUACAUUGCAGGAUUUUCAGUCCUCAUUAUGUAAAAGUAGAUAAAUAUAGACAUUAUUCUCAACACUACCCUGUAGUAUCACAAUGGUCCAAAUGCCAGAGCUUACAGAUAAUGUCAUCACAGUGCCUAGAAACUCGAACUGUAAUAUAUCGUAGCAUUUUCUUGGUGUUUUUUAAAGUUUCUUUCCACAAUGCAAGGCUCCCCCUGCCUCUUGUUUCUUGGAGAGUUUGCCCCACUGAUGAGCCUGCCUUCCUUGUUGGGCUCAGUCACUUGGGGAACAGUCUUAGAAGCACAUAUCAACCAAGGAAGAAACUUCCUGGAUCUCUAUUGGCCACUUGCCCAGGUAUAAUAAACACUAAAAGGGGGAAAUUGAAAAGAGCUGCCACUGGUCAACACAAAAGGGCAGUUCCAACCUAGGUUGGCGUCUUUCUUUUUCUUCCUUUUUUAAAAAAAAAUCUAUUUCUUAAAUAAUAAUAAAUGCACAUGAUGUGUUAAAUAUGUAUAUAUAUAUUUCAAAAGAAAAAAUGGGGCACAAGAUUGUCUUACAAGUCGUGCUGGCUAAUUUUUAGUUUGUAUUCAUAAGUGGUUUUUAAAAGCCUUUUUUAAAGUGUAAUUUGCAUGUUCUACUUUGAUUGUAUGUAAACAUAUUUUAGAACAAAAAAAUGUAUUUGUAUUUUAUUGAAUAUAGAGGCAAGAAAAAUUGUACAUUGUUUGAAAUGUUCUUUUUGUAACAGUUUUUAUUCAUAAAGCAUUUUUGUACAUUUAAAAUGAACAUGGACUUGCUGUUAUUUGAGGCGUAGCUACAUCUGGCAUGCUUUACUGUCAUGCUCCUCCAUGGUCUUAGAUGUUGGGUUUUAAACAUUUUUUUCUAAAAGAAAGCUCAGUCAUUUUCGCUACCAGAUCAGGUUAGCACAGUAUAGAGCACUUAACUAUUAAAAAAAAAAAGUUAAU